Molecule: messenger RNA, 837 nt
Organism: Schistosoma curassoni
Lineage: Eukaryota; Metazoa; Platyhelminthes; Trematoda; Strigeidida; Schistosomatidae
Source: the annotation of a GenBank genome assembly
AUGUCUAGAAAAACGGAUUCCAAAAAUGACGAUCGAGUGUUUGGACCAGUUUUUCAGCCUGAUGAUCUUGUUCCAUCCACUGGGAUAGGCCCUGCAUUACCCUCUGAUUUAUUCAAACAGAAAUUAAAUAAAGAGUCGGAAUCAGUCAAUUAUAAAUCUCCCACUAACUUUGAAGAGAUCGAUACUAUUGGUCCUUUACUACCGGGACAAGAAAUAAGAGAAGAGUGGCGGCAUCUGAAAUCUGGUUAUUCAGGGGGUUUAAGCCGUGUAACGGUGAAAAGUGAAAAACUUAAACGUGAUACAUGGAUGACAGAGUUAUUACCCAGAUCAAGUGUUCUUAAUUCAUUGAAAUCAUGUAAAUUUCGUCAAGAUAUAUCAACACCUCUUCAUGAUGCAUCAUGGUUUACUACACCAAGUGAUGACUCAAAACAAUUGUUAACUAGUAGUCAAACAAAUCAAUCAAUAAAGGACACUGUAAAAUAUCAACGAAAUGAAGCAUACGAUCAGAAGAUGGCAAAGAUUGCUUCGAAACAUCAAAUUUCAAAAGAAAAGUCAAGUUUACUUGAAUUGCAUGAGAAUAAACUCAAACACAAAUUAAAGAAGAAACAUGAAAAGAAGUCCAAGAAACAUAAGCAUAAAUCCAAGAAGCACAAAAAAGAACGUGGAAAGUCAUCAUCACCAUCUACCUCACCACCUGGUAAAUCAACAAGACGACCUUUUGAUCGUAAAAAAGAUCUUAAACUGUCCCGAAUUGAUACAGCUGCUCGGAAGGCAAUAAUUGAACAUUCCAAAAAGCUUUCCAUUCGUUUCAGCCAUGGUAGCCAACAGUAUUUAUAG